AUGUCGGCCUUCAAUAGAGGCUAUGCUGGAUCGCUCAAAGGAUUUUGGCUCCAAGCAGCCAUCACCUUGUGCUCAGCCUGGGCCUUCACCCUCUUUGGAUAUGACCAAGGCGUCCUGGGCGGUCUCAUCGCCCUCCCUACUUUCCUGUCAGCGAACCACAUCGACCCCAAUGCGGCAGAUCUGCAAGGCACGGUCGUGGCGAUCUACGACAUCGGCUGCCUGACUGGAUGUAUCAUCUGUGGGUUUGUUGGACAGCUGCUCGGUCGCCGCCUGUUCAUUGUCAUCGGAGGACUCCUCAUCUGUCUCGGAGCUGGACUGCAGGCUGGAGCCCACGGUACUUCGUAUCUGAUCUCGGGACGUGUCGUUGCCGGCCUCGGAAUGGGCAUCAUCACCGUGAUGGUGCCGGUCUGGGUUGCUGAAACGGCUAAGGCAAAGACUCGAGGUGCCUUAAUCGCGGCUCAGCUUUCGAUCGUCAUCCUGGGCCUCACAAUCGCCUAUUGGUUUGACUACGGCAUGAUUCGCAGUUUUCCCGACACAGAGGCCGUCUGGCGCCUACCGAUCGCUUUCCAGGUCGUCUUCAUCUUGUUGACCUUUGCCAUGAUCUUCUUCCUCCCGGAGUCGCCCCGCUACCUAUACGCCAAUGGCCAGAUUGCUGACGCCGAUCAUAUCAUGGCCCGCAUUUACUCUGUUCCACUUGACAGCCAGGUAGUGGCCAAACAGCGUUCCGAUGUGUUUGCAGCGCUUGAAGCGGAGAAGGAGUACAAAUUCAAUUUCAAGAACCUGUUCUACGAUGAUUCUCCGGUAAACACGACCUGGCGGCUGUGGCUGGGUGUUCUCGUUCAGUUCUUUCAACAAAUGGAUGGCAACAAUAUUGUCUCGUACUACGCGACCUUUCUCUUCAUCCAUUCUCUCGGCAUGUCGCAAAACCAGGCUGCUAUCACGAGCGGCGGUGUGACCCUACUCUUUCUGGGAGGGACCGUGUCGACCAUAUGGACAAUGGAGAAAUUUGGCCGAAGAUCGGUCAUGUUAUGGGGUGCCAUUUUCUGCUCGACGUUCAUGAUCCUGUUCACCAUUGGGCUCGCCGUCAAUAACAACUCUUCCAACAAGCUUGCUGUCGUCAGCAUCUUCCUGUUUGAGUUCUUCUUUGGAGCGUCCUGGUGCGAUGCGCCAUGGAUCGUGGGUUAUUUCCCGGAUCAUGAAGAGGACAUAGCUAACUGUGGUGUCCAGUAUGUUCCCGAGAUCGCACCUCUCCAUGUCCGUCAUAUUGGUACCUCCAUGGGUGUCUUCACCCAAUGGAUCAUCACGUUCAUCGUGGUCAAGUUUGGGCCGAUGGGGAUCCAAGCCUCGGGCUGGAAAUUUUACCUGCUGUUCUGCGUGUUCAACGUCUUGGCCGUCCCUUUUGUGUACUUCUGCGUCAAGGAGACCAAGGGCCUGAGCUUGGAGGAGAUCGAUGUGCUCUUUGCGAAGGCAGAGUACAAACACGUGUUGGAAGCGAGACUUCGGGGUGAUCCGGAGGCCGGAGAGAAAGGUGGUGUUGAGGAGCAGGAGGUCGCUCAAGAGACAUUCGAGAUGAAAUAG
This is a messenger RNA of Fonsecaea erecta, 1578 nucleotides long. RefSeq lists its product as hypothetical. Gene Ontology annotation, molecular function: carbohydrate:proton symporter activity. The transcript is spliced from 5 exons. The record is from RefSeq and is a predicted model, not a curated record. Gene Ontology annotation, cellular component: membrane. Gene Ontology annotation, biological process: transmembrane transport; carbohydrate transport. The coding region runs from base 1 to 1578 and encodes 525 amino acids. Lineage: Eukaryota; Fungi; Ascomycota; Eurotiomycetes; Chaetothyriales; Herpotrichiellaceae.